GUUCGCACUUGUCGUGCGCUUUCCGCAACGUUACAGUUAACAGGCUCUAUUGUUAUCGGUUAUCGAAACUGUUUUGAUUGCAACAUAUUUAAGCUGAAAAUGUCACCGAAUGCGUUUAUCGCCAUGUGCCACGCCCCCCAACCGAAAUGGGGGCUGCUGGGCGGAGUUGUUUGGCUGUCGCUGCUGUUGCCUCUGGCCGCCGGCGGUUCGUGCCGCGAGGCUCAGCUCUGUUGCAACGGACGCGACUCGUCGUGCGUGGUUCAGAAGGCGCCGGUGAAUGCGAUUAUCGAGGAUCUGAGCGAUAAGCCGUGCUAUUGCGAUCACGCCUGUCUCAAGCUGGGCGAUUGCUGUGACGACUUCAAGGAUCAUUGUGGAGCGUAA
Messenger RNA from Drosophila navojoa, 381 nucleotides. RefSeq names its product somatomedin B and thrombospondin type 1 domain containing protein vexed (gene vex). The record is from RefSeq and is a predicted model, not a curated record. Lineage: Eukaryota; Metazoa; Arthropoda; Insecta; Diptera; Drosophilidae.